Molecule: messenger RNA, 2042 nt
Organism: Oncorhynchus masou masou (cherry salmon)
Lineage: Eukaryota; Metazoa; Chordata; Actinopteri; Salmoniformes; Salmonidae
Product: voltage-dependent calcium channel gamma-6 subunit-like
Exons: 4
Coding region: 93-896 (267 amino acids)
Biological process (GO): calcium ion transmembrane transport; regulation of calcium ion transmembrane transport via high voltage-gated calcium channel
Cellular component (GO): L-type voltage-gated calcium channel complex; membrane
Molecular function (GO): calcium channel regulator activity; voltage-gated calcium channel activity
Source: RefSeq, a predicted model, not a curated record
UUCUCUCUCUUCACCCUCUUUCCCAUCCUCUUCCCUCUUUCCCUCCCUUCCUCUCUCCAUCCAGCCUCUGUUGGCCUCUGGUAGAGGUCACCAUGUGGGCCAACUACAUUGUCCAGCCGGAGGAGGAUGGCCGUAUGGGGGUGGUAGGAGCAGGGCCCCAUGGGGGCCUGGCAGGGGUGAAGGGAGUUGGGCGUGCUACAAGGCGGACCCCUAGGAUGAGUGACAGCCAGGAGGGGAAAAUCAAGCUGGCGUUCUUUGUGGCCAUUGUGGGCGUGACCCUGACAGUGCUGGGGGUGGGAACAGAGUUCUGGGUGGAGCUGGCCACACCCAAGACCUGGAGUAACAACCAGACGUGUCAGACAGCCCACUAUGGCCUGUGGAAGGGGUGUACCCGCACCCUGUGGGUGGACGACAUCGACCCCGAGAGAGAGAGCUGUGGCCCCGCCGACCUGCCCGGAGAAUCCAACUGCACUUACUUCAAAUUCUUCACCAAUGGAGACAACGCAGUCAUAUUUAUGAAGACAACCCACAAGAACCUGAACAUAGCGGCUGCUAUCCUAGCAAUGAUAGCUCUGUCUAUGAUGGUGAUGGGAGCAAUCUGUAUCACCAUGUCCCUCAGUAAAGGAGUGCCCUUCUUCCUCAAGCCCGCCUCCUUCUGCUUCAUCCUAUCAGGUCUACUGGUCCUGCUGUCUAUACUGGUGUUUCACCAGUCAGUGUUGGCCCUGUUGUCAUCUGACCACUCCAUACCGCUCCACCACGAGCUCUCCUGGUCCGUGGCCUGUGUGGGCUUCGCUGGGGCCAUCCUCAUCAUGGGGGGGAUCCUUUUCCUGUUCCUCUCCCUCCCCUAUAGCCCAUGGGAAAAAUGUUUGCCUCAACGCAACAGCAGCACUACCUAGCACAUGGGAGGCCCAAAAGCUGUGGGAAAAAAUUGAGUUUUAUAUCAGGAUUGCAAUCAAACUCCAGUCCUCGAGGGAAGCACUGUCUACAGGCUUUAGUUGUCAAGUAUAAAUCAGACACUGAUCAGAACAGCUACAACCAGUAGACACUGAUGCCACCCAGGGGUUGAGUUGGAGACCCUUGUUUUUAUUGUCAGUUAUAUUGUCAAACUGAACUGAAAGACUGACUAACUUGUAGGUCGACACAGUGUUUACUUAAUGCAAUAACAAUGAUGCUCACUAACUGUGCCUUGAACUCCACAAGCCUGCCCUAAAGCCUGCGACCUUACCAGAAAACACUACAUAGACCACAACUUCUCCACGUUUUGGCAUCAUGACCAACCUAUAGCUUUUAGAAGUUUCUGACGACCUACCAAAGAACAAGCAAUGUUUCUAAGCAGUUCCCGGUCUUUACCAGCGGGGUAAUGCUGGGUUAAACAAAAAAAGACCCAGCAGUGGGGUGCAGCAUCCUGUCUGUACUAUGAACUAUGUACUAACCAUUACUUAUUGAUAAUGUUACUUAGCCAAUGAAAUGGUAACAUGGUAACCAUGGUAACAUGUAGGUCACUACCGUUGCGAAGGGAGGAAAUUCUAUAUUGUUUCCAGGAAGUGGCAUAGCCAUCCCUGCUACAUGAAACGAUUGGAGGUUGUCACUAUUAAUCUAUUAUGAAUGAUUAUGACGUCUUACACUUAAUACCUAGAAAUAAUAUAUUAUCUAUUUAUUAUCUACACAUUGUCCACAUGAAUGAAUGCUGUUUUUACGUAAGAAUGUGUAAAUGAUUUAACGUAUGUAUGGAAGAUAAAGAUUUAUAUUUGAGAGUGUAUUGUAUAGACUCACUUUACAAGCACAGCUCUUUAUAUAAAAUAUGUGUUUGUAUUUUAUUUAUACCUGCACACUGUAGCCUUUUGUUCAAGCUUAGGGGGGUGUUUUUAGUUUUUAGCUUAUUCAAACCCUUUUUUCAUCAUGUGUUUUAUUUGUCAUAAUAAAGCCCACCUUGUCUUUCUCUACCGACAUGUUUGUUUGGGGAAAUGCACAUUGUGCAUAAAUGGUCCUAUGAUCAUAUGUAUGUCUCACUGGGUUUGCUUUUGAAAUAAAUAGACUUGACA